CCAAAUCAUGCGCUGUAAUACGUAAACAGAAGUCAACGCUGUGAAAUUACAGCUUCAUAUGUGCACGUGUGUGAAAAUUAUUGUAUUAAAUUAUAAAGCUGUGACAAUAUAAAUCAUUACUUUGAGUUAUAGUGAGUGUACCGAAACCUCUCGAGUUACCAAUCAUUUAUGUGCUGGUGUGACGGCAAUGGAGGUUGAAGAAUUUGUUUCCAAGACACUUGAGCUCCUGCAAGAGGAGAGAGAAGCGGAGGUAGAAGAAGCACGGGCAUGGCAGGAGAACGUAUCUCUCAAAACCUUACAGCAGAAGGGAGUGUGCCUGCUGAAACUUCAGGUCGCAAGCCAGCACACUGGCAUGUAUGGGAGGCUUUUAGUCAUUUUUGAACCCAGAAAAAUUAUAGGACCCUCAGUUCUUCCCAGCAACACAUUUGGACCUGGGGACAUUAUUGGUUUGUAUCAAUCAGAAGGUCAGAGUCAGCCAUCUCAGUUGGGUUCAGGAGUGGUGACACGCAUCACUCAGACAUCCUUGACAGUGGCUUUUGAUGACACACAAGAUGGUAUCAACUUUGACCGAGGUGGACUUUACAAUUUGAUGAAGCUGGCGAAUGAUGUCACGUACAAGCGGCUCAUAAAGGCCUUAAAGUCUUUAAAUUCAUACAGUGGUGGUCCUGCAUCUCACCUGAUCAGUGUCUUAUUUGGUUAUUCAGAACCAGGGACAAUAUCACAUCAACGUGCAUUGGAAUUUAACAACACAGGGUUAGAUCAUUCUCAGAAGGAGGCUGUAGCAUUUGCAAUUUCUCAGAAAGAUGUCGCAAUCAUACAUGGACCACCAGGGACUGGCAAAACCACGACAGUGGUUGAAGUUAUCCUACAGGCAGUAAAACAAGAACAAAAGGUCCUUUGCUGUGCCCCAUCUAACGUGGCUGUUGAUAACUUGGUGGAGCGUCUGGUGAGAAGCAAAGUCAAAGUUUUAAGAUUGGGUCAUCCAGCCCGCCUGCUUGAGUCUAUUCAGAAACACUCACUGGAUGCCGUGCUUGCGCACAGUGACAACACCAACAUCAUCGCUGAUAUUCGCAAGGACAUGGACAAAGCUUUGAGUGAAAUGAGGAAGGGCCGUGACAAGGGCCAGCGAAGCAACGUGAAACGAGAAAUCGGGGAGCUGCGUCGAGAGCUCCGGUCUAGAGAGGAAACGGCGAUCACUCAGAUCCUGAAGAGAGCGGAUGUUAUUUUAGCAACUAACACUGGAGCCGCUGAUAAUGGUCCUCUGAAACAUCUUCCUAAUGAUCAUUUUGACAUGGUGGUGAUAGAUGAGUGUGCUCAGGCGUUAGAGAGCAGCUGCUGGAUCGCUCUUCUCAAAGCACGCAAGUGCAUACUGGCCGGGGAUUACAAGCAGCUGCCACCCACCAUCAAAUCACAGAGCGCAGCAUCUAAAGGCCUGUCUGUGAGUUUAAUGGAACGUCUGAUUAAGAAAUAUGGAGAUUCAGUGGUCCGAAUGUUGACCACUCAGUAUCGGAUGAACAGCGCCAUCAUGCAGUGGGCUUCAGAGCAGAUGUAUGAGGGCAAACUUAUCGCACACCAGUCAGUGGAGAAACACUUGCUUAGAGACCUGGUUGGGGUUGCUGAUGUUGAAGACACCAGAAUCCCUCUUUUGCUUAUUGACACAGCAGGUUGUGGCCUUAGUGAGAUGGAAAAUACGGAUGAGCAGUCCAAAGGGAAUCAAGGAGAAGUAGACAUUGUGGCUCUUCAUAUAAAAGCUCUUACUGGGGCUGGACUUCAAGUCAAAGAUAUAGCUGUUAUUGCACCCUAUAAUCUCCAGGUGGAUCUUUUGAGAGAGAAACUGUCCCAUAAACAUGCUGAGCUAGAGAUCAAGUCUGUUGAUGGGUUCCAGGGCCGAGAGAAAGAGGCAGUGGUGUUGUCAUUGGUCAGAUCCAACCGUAGGGGUGAGGUUGGAUUUCUUGCUGAAGACAGAAGGAUCAAUGUAGCUGUGACUCGUGCCAGACGGCAGCUCACAGUAGUGUGUGAUUCUCAGACUGUUCGAAACCAUGACUUCCUCAAAUCCCUCGUUGACUAUAUUACUGAACAUGGAGAAGUUCGGACUGCGUUCGAGUACCUGGAAGACUGUGUGCCACAGAAUUACACCCGUGAAAGUAAAGACAAACAGCUCGGCAUUAAAGAUGCUUCAUCUACAAAGCAGAAGUCCAAAAAUCAGGGCAAGAAACCAGAGCAAGAACAUAAAAAAAAUGCAAACAAGAGCAAAGGAGAGGGUCAGAACAAUGCUCGGUCUGGUCAACAAAAUCAAGCUUCCAACUCACACCAUCCUGAACCCAGAGAUGCUGAGCAGACCCAGAUUAAGAGACAAGAGAUCAAGGAGCAGAUACUAGACUUCCUAAAGGAUCAAAACAAGACAGAACUACAAUUUUCUUCCUUCCUUAAUUCCCAUGAGCGACUGCUGGUCCACGAGAUCUCUGAAGAGCUGGGAUUAAAGCAUGAGAGUCACGGAGUGGGGAAGAACCGUCAUGUCACUGUCUCCCGGACACAGGCAUCAUCGGAAAAUCCAGAGAAAGAGCCAGAGACCCAACCAACUGAGGUGACUGCAAGUUCUGCAGGGGUGCUGGAUGGAGAAAAAUCUGAGAAACCCUCACAGUCGGCCGUUGAUCUGAAAAGCCUGCAUAUGGAGCGCAUGCGUCGAGAGAUGGAGAAACGCGAAGAGAGAAAACAGCAAAAACAACAGAGCGUCAAACUGGAGUCAAAUCUCAAUGCCAGUAAAAGCCAGUCGGUUAAGAAAUCGAAAGGCACAACCAAAGGAAGCACUAAGAUGAAAGCAGGAGCAGUGGAUAUUGCUGCAGCUGCUGCAGGAGAUGAUGAUUUUGACGCUCUUAUCGAUGCUGUGGUGAAGGCAGAAAGCGUAUGCGGGUUUGUCAAGUGUAAAGCCAGCGUCCUCACAUUAGGACAGCUCUGCAUCUACUGUAACAGACAAUACUGUCUGAGUCAUCACAUACCUGAGGUUCACGGAUGUGGAGACGAAGCAAAAUCUCAUGCUAGAAUGAGGAUCAGUAAGGAGGGGGUGCUGUAUGCUGGUAGUGGACAGAAGGACAAGUCAAUGGACCCAAAUAAAAAAGCACACCUCCAGAGAAAACUGGACUCCAAACUCAAAGGAAUGGCAUCUCACAGAAAAACCAAAGCUAAGGACAAAGAACAAUAAGAUUGUAGAACACACUAGAUCUAUUUCAUGCUGUUGGAUUUCAGUUAUAAUGAAUGUUUCCUUGUGUUUUUUGUUUGUGUGAGUUAAAAAAAAAUGUAUUUAGGUUUUAAGAACAGCUGCAAUUUAAAGAGAUAAAAGCUAUUAUACACGCCCUUAGGUCAUUACAAACCCAUUUGAAUUUCUUUCUUCUGAUUCAUAUGGGUUUCAAAAGACAUGAGGGUGAGUUUAAUUUUUUUAGGUGAAUGGAUACAUUGUCAACAAAUAACAAGAAUCAAACAUGCGGCCAUUUUGUAAUAGUACUGUUAGCUGGCACUGCUUGAAAUACAGAAUCCAACCUAAUGCUGGAUUUAAAUCCCUUUAAACCUUUAAAAGAUUUAUGUCUUGUAGGAUUGUUGUUGGGAUGAAUAUUUGGAGUUCUUUCAAAGUUGUUAAUACCUUAUGGUCAGACUACUGGAACCUAAGCUUAGAUAACUUUUCCCACUUUAUCUCAAUGAUGUUCAUGUCAGAUGUACUGUGACUCAUUUAUUCCAUAAUCUGAACACAAGAGCUGUGAGCUACAGUAAUUCCAGUUAAUACAGGUUAUAAUAAAUUUAGUCAAAGCACAUCCCCUCAGUGUCUCUAAUUGCACAGUAUGUACAUGUACAGUAUAUCCAUCUUGUCCACAAGAGGACAUGAGAGACACGAGGUGGAAUUGUGAGAGCCAGGAAUCUGGUUAGUGCGGGAAUUGGAUGGUAAAUAAAUUAGGAUCAAUACUCCAAAACGUUAUAUGACGAUAUAUGUACAACAACGUCUGGCAGUUUUUUGGGGGGCAUACUCGCAUACAUUACCUUACGCCUACGCCUAAACAAUCUCUCUUGCAGAAUGGGUUGAGGAUACUUAACAUUGAUGUUCAGCCUUUUCACGUCUCAUCAGAAUGAACAGAAAAAAGUAAUUCAAGAUUUGCGCAUGCUGUUACAUGUUUGUCUAAUGUGUGUAUCUAUGAACCACCUCCUGUAACUCUUGUUGUGGAUAGAAGAUUUUAGUAAUUUUAGCAAAAAAUAGCACACAUCUUUUGCCUAAAAGUUAUGUUUAGAGAAUUCAUGGAGUGUUUUUAUAGGACAUAAUUUAUUUGUCAUAUUGAAACUUAUUACAAUAUUUGUAAUCCUAUAGUACAUGCACUUCAGUAUUUUAAUAUGGUUCUAGGUUUACUGUAGGUGAUACUCUGGGCUUGGCACUAAUAAUAGCUCUGCAAUGCUCCGAAUCAGACCCCAUGCUUUAAUGACCCCAGGUACUGAGACACGUCUAUAUUAGCCCCUGCCGGAUAUUCGGCUUCACGCACAAUGUAAGUAGUCCUGCAAUAAACGGGUUUAUUCAAUACAGAUUGGAAAAAUAAAUUUGUAAUUUUGCAUAAAUCCUGCUGCUUACGAUA
This is a messenger RNA of Triplophysa dalaica, 4607 nucleotides long. It is a transcript of the gene ighmbp2, whose product is annotated as immunoglobulin mu DNA binding protein 2. The transcript is spliced from 16 exons. Bases 188 to 3199 code for a protein of 1003 amino acids. Gene Ontology annotation, molecular function: ATP binding; RNA binding; ATP hydrolysis activity. NCBI's taxonomy places the organism in Eukaryota, Metazoa, Chordata, Actinopteri, Cypriniformes, Nemacheilidae. The record is from RefSeq and is a predicted model, not a curated record.